ACAGCGUGUAAAGCGUUGUCAGAUUUUGUUAUUUAUAUUUUUAAACGGAAAUUCAAGAGUUUUUUUUUUUUUGGUGAUGGAAAAUCAGAAGCGGCAGCCGCCGCGGGGGACAAUCGCCGAGGAGGAGGAGGCGGAGGCGGAGGAGGAGGUGGAGAUGGAGACGUUUUAUGCUCUGGUGAGAAAUUUUAAGGAAAUACGUGAUCGGUGUAGGAAGGAGGUGGUGAACGGCGAGGGCGGUGAAACGGCGGCGGAGAAAACGAGGAAGAGGAUGAAGACGACGGAAACGUCGCAGAAUCAGUCGAGUUGGAUUUUGAGGUUCGAGAGAGAGGAUUUCGAUGAGGAUUUACAAGUCGGAGGAACGGCUGUGGAGCUUCCGAAGCGUUGUUGUCUUGUUAAAGAAGACACUCCGGUGGCGGCGCCGCCGUCGAUGAAGAAGGAAAAGAAAGUGGCAAGUGGAGUUGAUUGUUUGGAUCUUAAUUUGUCACUCUAGAACUUCUUCAAUAUGUUUAAUGUGGUGUUACCAAAUAUGUUUUUUUUCCGGUAGAGAUAGACAUGUUUGAACGAGACUAAUUUAUUUAUGGAGUCUUUUACUUAUUUAACUUGCUAAAAAAAUCUCACUGAGAACUUGGACUA
Molecule: messenger RNA, 633 nt
Organism: Cucurbita pepo subsp. pepo (vegetable marrow)
Lineage: Eukaryota; Viridiplantae; Streptophyta; Magnoliopsida; Cucurbitales; Cucurbitaceae
Biological process (GO): regulation of systemic acquired resistance
Source: RefSeq, a predicted model, not a curated record